CCGGCUGGUCAGUCAGUUCAGUUGUAAUCGAGAUUCUCGUCGCGGCGACGGUGCGGCGUUUUUUCCGCUCGUGCACGCGCGCUUAUCGAAUCGUGAAGUGGGCGCUUGGUAAACGAUCGCGACCAGUUUGAAUUUGUGAUUUUCUGUUGUUGUGGUAGUGUGCUAAUACAACAACGAAGAAACCACGAAAAAGCAAAACAUCACCAUUCCUACGGUGGCCAACAAAAGAAAACGAACAUCAUCGCAGUUGGCCGUUUGUUGUUGUUAUUGUUGCAGUGACCGGUGGGAUUGCGGGUGGUUGAGCAAACUGAAAGCGUGCAUGUGCCAUUUUUCCUGGUGUUGCUAAGUCCUAGAUGUGAUUAAUUUAUCACAUUUUCUCGAACUGACCCGGCCGAAGCGAGCGCCACUUGAGGUGACUGAGUUGAAUAAACUUAAGGUAGACGAACUAGCAAGGAAUGUGGGGGCUGUGAGGCGUAAUUGUCUAUGUGAUAUUUAAACUCCGGAGGAUCCAUCUGUUUCGAUUAGUUUGUCAUCGAUUCUGAGAGAUUGACGGAAAAAUAGAGCUACCUACCAAAGAAUCUGUCUAAAUUGGGCGAAGCUACAAUAACUGUGAUGCAGAGGAGGAAUAUGAUCGACCAAGAUUGCGUGAAUGAGUUUGUUCAUGUCCCAAUUGAUAACAAUUAAAGAGUGAAGAAAAGUACAGAAAGUAAGAAGCGAUUCAAACGGUCCAACAGUUAUUAGUGAGUGUUUGAAAGAAAUAGCUGCGUGUAAGACUAGACGAAGAAUGUGUGCGAUAUAAGCUAGACGUGAAUAAAUUUAAUACGAAUAAGAGUGAGAAAAAUCUAACCAAAGCAAAGUCAACCCUCGUAAAUGUGUGCUUCGCCGGUUCUGUGAUUCGGGUGCCGGUGGUGAAUUUGUGGAAUGGAAGCACUGAACCCUAACGAAGUUGGUCCACAAACUUCCACCGGCAAACCGACGUCGUCAGUGAUAUCGGAGCUGCAUUGUUCCAGUAUUGGGGAACUGGUGCAGAAUGAGACAACCAGCGGAAACGUCAUACGGUUUGCCAUAACCGCUAGCAGCAACAUGUCUUCUGAUACGGAACUCACUCAACGUCUCACGCCUAGUGCGAGCUUCGGUUCCAGCAGUGUGACUUCUGCUGAAUGGGGAAGCGAUUUCCGCGCGGCGAAUCAGCUCGUCAUGAAGAAUCCCGACUGCGAGAUGAAGCUAACCGCAAAAUCGGACGGAUUGCAUGUGAUGGUGGAAUCGCCGAACAAUCGGAUCCGCGUGGCACUGAGCGUCCUGAUCCGGCUGCUUCUGCCACUAACCCAUGGGCUGGCGCGAGGAUGGAACGGACUGCGAGGCUUUCGCAUGCUGCAGCUAUUUCGAAAGAUACGCGAAAGUCGCGGCCUACUGACGACACUGUUUGCCUUCGCCGCCAAUACCGUCUCAAUGAGCCUGUCCUCGGUUCAAGUGGCCCAUCGAAUAGAUCCUUUGCUGCGAGUUAUCAAGCUACGCAAAAACUCAUCCGCAGCGGGACGAAAUACGCUGGAAGCAGGUGGCACAGUAGCUGGACGCAACCGACGACACACGAAUACGGCUUUACAGGAAACUCCAGACAAGUGCGUUGAGAUGGUGGUGCUGGCAGAACCUCCCGCCGGUCAACCGAUUCGGGCCGAUGUGGUGUUGAUCCAUGGGUUACAUGGUUCGUUGGUAAACACCUGGAAGCAAGGAUUGUGGAACAGUGAAGGAAAGUUGGAACACUUUGAACGACCACCGAAGCCGCCGAUAAGACCUCCGAAGCGGCAACGGCAUUCCCGAGCGAACCUGUUUGCUCCGCCUCACGUUUCCAAGAAGCCAAAGUUUGAAGAUGAAUGGAGUGACGACGACGAUCAGUAUGAUGACGCGAUUGAGAGUACGUCGUACAGAUUCGCGAAGCACCGAUUUACUUACGAGUGUGGGGAACCGGAUAAGAUUCAUUUUGCGGACGAGAUGGAAUACAGUUUUCCUACGUUCAGGCUGAGAAUAGAGGAAGAAGAGAGUAAUCGGAUUUCUCAAGGUUUCACGGAGAAGCGGUUUCAUGGUAAAAGAAAAUCAAAAAUAAAAAAGGACGAAUCGUGGUCACCUUGCUGGCCGGGUGACUGGUUGCCGUUGGAUUGUCCUGGUGUACGUGUCAUUGCUCUCAACUAUACGACCGAUCCGUACCUUUGGAGACCCGUAUGGAUCACGAAGAGGCAUCGCUCCAACUUGGUGGAUCGUUCGCGGGAGAUGGCCGAUAUGCUAAUAUCCAAGGGCGUCGGUAAGGGUCAUCCGAUCAUCUGGGUCGGUCAUUCGAAGGGAGGUAUCUUUAUCAAGCAGAUAAUUGUGGACGCGUGGGAAAGUGGCAGACCGGCGGCAGAGCCCCUAUGGCGAUCGUCACGCGCGACACUGUUUUACUCCGUACCACACAGGGGAUCUCCGCUGGCGGACUUCAACCUACCUCUGCUACGGCAAUCGGUUGAGUUAACCGAGAUUCAAAAAAAUUGUGCCAGCAUUCUGGAGCUUCAUCGACGCUUCGUUGCCCUGUAUCGAGGAGGUCAUCUCAAAAUUGAUGUGUUUAGCUUCGUCGAAACGGCCUUAACACUGAUGUCAGUUCUGUACCUGCGCAUCGUCGGUAUCGACUCAGCCGAUCCCGGCAUCGGCGAUGUGUGUGGCGUGCACCUUGACCAUCGAGAAAUUUGUAAACCCCGCAGCCGCAACUGCAUUCUCUACACUGAGCUGGUCAAGAUGAUCAACAAGGUGAGCUGAGCAAGCGGAUGAAUGGCCGUUUUAUCGGUGCAAUAGGACAUCGUAGUAGGCCGAACAUGUAACCACCACCCGUUAGACGAACGGAUAUAUUUGUUUUAAAAUAUUUUCUACUUGUUGGAUUAUUUGCUGUUUUGUAUUAGGUAGAUUUUUUAACAUUGAAAUUACAUUUUUUUUAAUUUUAUAAAGUUUAAAUAUGCGGUAGAGAGAAGUUUUCAGUAACUAUUUCGGUUGUAUGAGGCGCUCAGUACUAGAACACAUAAAAAUAGGUAAUUUUAAUACUUUGAGACAGACACAUGAGCCAUUGAAAGGAAAAAAAUCUACAUCAAAGCAAUACUAAAAUAGAAAUUAUUACGAUAUCAAACUCAGUUUUCAACUCAUAUACCCCAAUUAUGCGCGAUUGCAGCUAUAUUAUUUAGAUUAAUUAACUCAUCAACCCACAAUAGAAAACAUCCCAAAGUCAUUUCCAGCGUUAGGCGUUAUCACUAUUCUAUUAACCCCUCAAGGUAUGGCAGUACCAAAAAAGUAAUUAAUUCUAACAUUGAGUUACCACCGACCACAAGAAUAAGAAUAUGUACAGAAAUUAAAGAAGAUAGCAGCGUACAUUUGGGAAAGUCCAAAGCGGAACCAAUUUUAACUAUUAUUUCUAAUCAAUAUUUCUUUAGCUGACAGAGCAAACCGGUACAUACUGUGUUAUUUGAUAUAUGUAUCCUAUAUACCGAAAAACAGAUAGUCAUUAGUUGUUACAAGAAAAAUGAUACAUAAACAUCUAGACCAUGUGAUAAAUAGAGAUUAGCGUUUGGAGUGCAAAGUUAAUCUGAUUCAAAUAAACCGUUUUAAAUUA
Messenger RNA from Topomyia yanbarensis, 3625 nucleotides. RefSeq lists its product as uncharacterized. Bases 922 to 2784 code for a protein of 620 amino acids. NCBI's taxonomy places the organism in Eukaryota, Metazoa, Arthropoda, Insecta, Diptera, Culicidae. The record is from RefSeq and is a predicted model, not a curated record. The transcript has 7 exons.